This is a messenger RNA of Physeter macrocephalus (sperm whale), 3081 nucleotides long. RefSeq names its product RNA polymerase-associated protein LEO1-like. Bases 623 to 1498 code for a protein of 291 amino acids. Gene Ontology annotation, cellular component: nucleus; Cdc73/Paf1 complex. The transcript is spliced from 9 exons. The record is from RefSeq and is a predicted model, not a curated record. Gene Ontology annotation, biological process: positive regulation of transcription elongation by RNA polymerase II; transcription elongation by RNA polymerase II. Gene Ontology annotation, molecular function: RNA polymerase II C-terminal domain phosphoserine binding. NCBI's taxonomy places the organism in Eukaryota, Metazoa, Chordata, Mammalia, Artiodactyla, Physeteridae.
AUUGGCUCAGGGUCUCCCACAAGGCUGCAAUCAAGAUGUUGGCUGAGACUGUAUUAUUUAAAGGCUUGCCUGGGGCUGAAGGAUGUGUUUCCAAGAUGGUUCACUCACAUGACUCUUGGCAGGAGACCUCAGUUUGUCACUGCAUGAGCCUCUCCACAGCAGUUUGAGUGUCUUCACAUCACAGCAGCUGGCUUCCUCCAGAGCAAGUGACCCAAGGGAGAAAGAGCAAGGCAAAAAAGCCACAAUGUCAUGCAGAGCCUUGGAAGUGAGGCUGUAUUCUAUUGAUCACAUAGACCAACCGUGAUACCUGUGGGAGAGGACCACACAAGGGCGAGAAUACCAGAGGCAGGGAUCCCUGGGAUCCACCUUGAAAGCUGGCUAUCACAGCAGCUUGGCCUUCCACCAACUAACUUUGCUGUUUUCCUUCCCUGUAGACACUCUUGUGAGGCUUCUGAGGGCCAGGCUCAGGGAGCCAGCCAGUCUGAUCAUGGUUUAGUGGAGGUUUGGUUUAUGAAUCUUGGGAAUAUGUUGAAGUGAUGGGCUAAGAACUCUGUGAAGAACUUCAGUGAGAGAAAUUAAUACUGGGCAUUUUCCCCCCAACAUUGAAGAUUAUAGUGGGACCAUGGAUCUGUUUGGAGACAUAGAUGACAUUUCUUCAGAGAGUGACGGUGACAAUCAACCACCCAUUUCAGGACAGCCUGUUACUGAUGGACGUGGAGUGCCUCAGGACCAGCAGGAGGAAGAGCCAAUUUCUGAAACCAAAAUAGAAGUAGAAAUUCCCAGCAUCAACUCUGAUUUAGGAAAUGAAUUGUACUUUGUUAAACUACCCAAAUUUCUCAGCAUAGAACCCAAGCCUUUUGAUCCUCAGCAUUAUGAAGAUGAAUUUGAAGAUGAGGCAGUGCUUGAUGAAGAAAAUAGAACCAGGUUAAAAUUAAAGAUAGAAAAUACUAUACGAUGGAGGAUACGCCAGGACAAAGAAGGAAAUAAAAUUAAAGAAAGCAAUGCUCGGAUAGUCAAGUGGUCCGAUGGAAGCCUGUCCCUGCAUUUAGGCAGUGAGGUGUUUGAUGUUUACAAGGCCCCGAUACAGGGCAAUCACAACCACCUGUUCAUUAGGGAAGACACUGGUCUGCAGGGACAAGCCAUCUUUAAGUCCAAACUCACCUUCAGACCUCAUGCUACAGACUAUGCCACACAUAGAAAGAUGACCCUGCCACUUGCUAGUAGAUGCUCGAGGACACAGAAGAUUAGAAUCUUACCAAUGGCUGGUCCUGAUCCUGAAUGCCAGCGCACAGAGAUGAUUAAGAAAGAAGAACGUUUGAGGGCUUCUACUCACCAGGAGACCAUCCAUCUGCGGGAAAAGCAGAACCAGCGGGGACCGAGUGCCCCCUACCAGGGCCCCAGCAGUGGUGAGGAGGGUGAAGCCAGCAAGAACCAUGGCCGAGGAGGUGAACCCUCCAGAAAGAGGAAAGCAGGCGGCGAAGAAGAAGAGGAUGACUGAAGCAUGAAACACGUGCUUGCUUAUACCAUGGACUCCCCUUUUUAAAUGAAAAAUAUAAGAUGCUGUCAAUGGAAAAACAAUAUACAAAGCUCUAUACAUGUAACUUUUCCAGAGGACACCUACUGUACAAAGCAAGUAUGUGGAUUAUUUCAUUCAAAUAACAAGAAUCUGCAAUUUAACAAUCAAGGUAUAAUUCCUUAAAAUCUCUAACAAUCUGCUGAUUUUUUAAACACGAAAUGUUUAUUUGGUCUUUUAAACAACAGGCACCGCACCCUUAGAAAAUGUAUUUCACCUAUGAAUUAGACUUCUACUAGGCUUUAGCUCCAAGUAUACAGCACCAAAAUCCAUUUUAAUAAUAUCAAUAUUAUUAAUAUUGAUUUUUUUUAAUACAUACAAUUUCAUGCAAACUGGAAGAAUCAGAACUUCCAAUAUGAAUAUAAAAUUUUAUAAAAUGGGAAAUUAAAAGCUUUUUAAAAAACAGCAAUUUAAAAAUGCAAAGAAUAGUCUUUGCUUAGAUAACCAGGUAAGUAAGUUUACAUUGGUUACACUACAAAAACUUAAAGUCUUAGAAAAUCUUUGGUUUAAAAAUCAAGAGUAUUUCACAACUCCAAUUUGUUAUAAAAAAUUUUAGAGAAAUACAGAAAUACUGAAAGUUACUAAAACGGUAAGAGGUGCCAGAUUUUUAAAGAUCAAAGUAAACAUCAGUUUUCUCCCUUGUAAUUACAAUUCUUGAAAGAUUUUCUGCAUUUAAUCAGAUGAAUGUUCACCCUUAUUUAUUAAGAAAUCUUUUCUUCAAUUAUACAAUGAACUAUUGUAGCUCAGAACUGGAAUGGUACAAGGAAAACACUCAGCUUCUUCAUAACUUUGAUAAAUAAUAAGUGGACGAGAUAUUACCCCAAGUAUAACACACAAUUUUAGGUGGGGCCUACCUACCUAUAUUUAAAAAAAAACUUUGGGGAGGAAAGGGUAACAUACUUAGCAGUUUACUGACUGACUUAAAGGGCAGGGCAAGCAAGGAAGCCUUGCUAAAAGUGUACUGGUAGCUUUGUACAGCUGCUCCAUGCUGACUCCCCACCCUGCUGGAACUGUGCAGUCUCUAAAACCAAGUGCAUUUCCAAAAUCAUUUAUGAAAGGAGAGAGGGAGAGAGCGAGCGAGGGUGAGCUUGACUUGCUAACUUGGAAAAACCUCCAGCACCCUAUAACUGAAAGGGAAUAGCAGUACAGUGCAAAGUCAAUCUUUGGCCCCUUUCAAACAAUGGAUACUGAUUCCCAAAAAACACACACUCAGUCCUCAUGAGGAAAGCUUUUGCCUGUUAAGAAGGCUUAUUACUGUAGCAUGAAAGGAGCUGCCUAGCUCAUUAGAUAAACUGUCCAACCCAAGACAGAGGAGCAGACAUUUUAUAAUUCAAUUUCAAGAAGUUUAAAAAAAAUUAUUAACAACAGACCUCUCCCCUAUUCUGGAAGGAGAUUCUUCCUUUAGAAAAAUCUCCCUGUAAGUGAUACACCCAGGCCUGAACUGUCGAGGCCAGGACUGCUCAGACUCCUUUGCCCCUGUUGCCUGCAGCUGUAACGCCUCUGCCAUC